Molecule: messenger RNA, 3545 nt
Organism: Rhinolophus ferrumequinum (greater horseshoe bat)
Lineage: Eukaryota; Metazoa; Chordata; Mammalia; Chiroptera; Rhinolophidae
Gene: DLL1
Product: delta like canonical Notch ligand 1
Biological process (GO): cell communication; multicellular organism development; Notch signaling pathway
Cellular component (GO): membrane
Molecular function (GO): Notch binding; calcium ion binding
Source: RefSeq, a predicted model, not a curated record
UUACAGCUCACUGACCAUUUGGCGAUCCAUUGAGCGGAGGGUUUGGAAAAGUGGCUCCUUUGUGACAGCUCUCGCCAGAUUGGGGGGCUGCUCAUUUGCAUCUCAUUAGCCAUGCGGGCGGCCGGCGGAAUAUAAGGGCGCGGCGCCGGCGAGAGCCAGACCCUCGGCGCGCACCCGCUGGACCCGGCGGCAGGGCGGAUCGCUGCGGAGCACCCGCCGCCGCGUGCAGAGCCUCCUCCCACGACCCGCCUCAGCUCCGCGCGUGUUUACUUGGAUGGCAUUGGCCGGGGGCUGACACGAAUCGGAACGACACGUAUUUCUGCGGUGGCACAGGAGAGACUAAGGGCCCAGGGUGUUCCUGGAGCCGAGUGACCCGACCCGGUCCGCGCACCGCCGGCCCUGGAUUAUCGCCGCGCCCGUGGAUUUCCAGACCGCGCCUUCUAACCGGACUCGGAGGAGCCUCUGCAGCAAUUUGGGAAUUAAGCUGAAUAUCUCUGGACGCUUUCUGCCCCCACCCCUCUUCCUGCGAAGAAGCUUAAGACAAAACCAGGAAGCAGACGACCCUUACCUACUCGUGGAUUGAAAGAAAGACGAGGAAAACCGAAAGUUGCCGCUCCAGGAGCACUCCCCGAGCGAGCCCGGUUCCUUGCAUCCCCAGAGCUGCCCUCAGCCGCCGAGAGGCGGAUCUAAAGAGCCUCGGCCUGGACAGAGCUGGGACGGACUCUGGAAGAAAGGAGCCCUGGGCGUCCCAGCCCCGGCAGAGCACGGCCUUCUUCUGCCCACGCUCCUUGGCGCACAUCCAUCCCGCUCGCGUCCCCUGCGGUUUCAAGCAGAGAAAAAGGGGAGACGCCGGGAGAGCGAGCGCGUCAAGCGGUGCACCAUGGGCCGCCGGUGCGCCCUGGCUCUCGCCGUGGUCUCGGCCCUGCUGUGCCAGGUCUGGAGCUCGGGGGUGUUCGAGCUGAAGCUGCAGGAGUUCGUCAACAAGAAGGGGCUGCUGGGGAACCGCAACUGCUGCCGCGGGGGCGCAGGGCCGCCGCCGUGCGCCUGCAGGACCUUCUUCCGCGUGUGCCUCAAGCACUACCAGGCCAGCGUGUCCCCCGAGCCGCCCUGCACCUACGGCAGCGCCGUCACGCCGGUGCUGGGCGUCGACUCCUUCAGCCUGCCCGACGGUGCGGGCGCCGACCCCGCCUUCAGCAACCCCAUCCGCUUCCCGUUGGGCUUCACCUGGCCGGGCACCUUCUCUCUGAUCAUCGAAGCUCUGCACACAGACUCUCCCGAUGACCUCGCAACAGAAAACCCGGAGAGACUCAUCAGCCGCCUGGCCACGCAGAGGCACCUGACGGUGGGUGAGGAGUGGUCUCAGGACCUGCACAGCAGCGGCCGCACAGACCUCAAGUAUUCCUACCGCUUCGUGUGUGACGAGCACUAUUAUGGGGAGGGCUGCUCCGUCUUCUGUCGCCCCCGAGAUGAUGCCUUCGGCCACUUCACCUGUGGGGAGAGAGGGGAGAAAGUCUGUAACCCUGGCUGGAGAGGCCAGUACUGCACGGAAGCAAUCUGCUUGCCAGGAUGUGAUGAACAGCAUGGGUUUUGUGACAAGCCAGGGGAAUGCAAGUGCAGAGUGGGCUGGCAGGGCCGGUACUGUGACCAGUGCAUUCGGUACCCAGGCUGUCUCCAUGGCACCUGCCAGCAGCCCUGGCAGUGCAACUGCCAGGAAGGCUGGGGGGGCCUUUUCUGCAACCAGGACCUGAACUAUUGCACGCACCACAAGCCCUGCAGGAAUGGGGCCACGUGCACCAAUACGGGCCAGGGCAGCUACACGUGCUCCUGUCGGCCUGGGUACACGGCCAACUGCGAAGCCGAGACUGACGAGUGCAGUGCCAGCCCCUGCAGGAACGGAGGGAGCUGCAUGGACCUUGAGAACAGCUACUCCUGCACCUGCCCACCUGGCUUCUACGGCAGGCUCUGCGAGCUGAGUGCCAUGGCGUGUGCAGAUGGCCCUUGCUUCAAUGGGGGGCGGUGCUCAGACAACCCUGAGGGCGGGUACACCUGCCGCUGCCUGGCAGGCUUCUCCGGCUUUAACUGCGAGAAGACAGUGGACUCCUGCAGCUCCUCUCCCUGCUCUCACGGUGCACAGUGUGUGGACCUGGGCGACACCUACCUGUGCCGCUGCCCAGCCGGCUUCUCGGGGAGGCAGUGCGAUGACAACAUGGAUGAGUGUGCGUCCUCCCCGUGUGCCAAUGGGGGCACCUGCCGGGAUGGGAAUGGUUUCUCCUGCACCUGCCCCCCUGGGUACACAGGCAACUGCAGCGCCCCAGUCAGCAGGUGUGAGCAUGCACCCUGCCACAAUGGGGCCACCUGCCACGACAGGGACCGCCGCUACCUGUGCGAGUGCGCGCGGGGCUACGGGGGCCAAUGCCAGUUCCUGCUCCCCGCGCCGCCGGGCCGCGUGCUGGUGGACCUCAGUGAGAAGUACGUGGAUGGCCCGGCUGGGCCGCCUGCCCUGGCCGCCGUGUGCGCGGGCGUGGUCCUCGUCCUUGUGCUGCUGCUGGGCUGUGCCGCUCUGGGCGUCUGCGUGCGGCUGCGGCUGCACAAGGCCCGGCCCCCCGCCGAGCGCCGAGGUGAGACGGAGACCAUGAACAACCUGGCCAACUGCCAGCGCGAGAAGGACACCUGUGUCAGCGUCGUUGCCACGCACGUCAAGAACACCAACAAGAAGGUGGACUUCCAUGGGGAUCACGGCGCCAGCAAGAAUGGCCUCAAGACCCGCUACCCGGGCAUGGACUGUAACCUGGUGCACGGGCUCAAGGGCGACACCACCGUCAGCGAGCGGGCGACCAAGUGCCAGCUGCAGGGCUCCGCAGGGGAGGAGAAUGGCACCCCGACACUCAGGGGGAGAGAAGCCUCAGAAAGAAAAAGGCCGGACUCCGCGUACUCCCCUUCAAAAGACACCAAGUACCAGUCGGUGUACGUCAUAUCAGAGGACAGGGACGAGUGCGUCAUCGCAACUGAGGUGUAGAGUGGAAGUGAUAAGGCAAAAUUCCCGUUUCUCUUAAAUAAAAUUCCAAGGAUAUAUGCCCCAACGAAUGCUGCUGAAAGGAAGAGGGAGACCCUCACGGACUGCUGCUGAGGACCUGGGUCCCGCGCGAGCUGGUCUCUUCCCGGCUGGCCAGGGCCUGCCCACGAGCGGGCUGCGGGCUCGGCGGUGUUCGAGGGUGCCGGUGGCACAGCCUUUUGUGACGUCUCCAUUGCACUAUGGACAGUUGCUUUUAAAAAUAUAUAUUUAAAUGAAUGGACUUGAUUACUGCAUAAGAAGCAUGCACUGUCUGAAGUGUAUAUUUGGAUCUUAUGAGCCAGUCUUUCUUGAAUUAGAAUCACAAACACUGCCUUGAUCGUCCUUUUUGAUACUAAAAUGUUUUUUUUUCUAGGUGGAAAAAAUGUGUGUUAUUUUUUUGGACUUGUAAAAAUAUUUUUCAUGAUAUCUGUAAAGCUUGAGUAUUUUGUGAUGUUCAUUUUUUAUAAUUUAAAUUUUUGGUAAAUAUGUACAA